GUUCUAAAGUUUCAAGCCCUAGUUCUGUUCCGUCUCUCUUAUUAUCCCCCUUUCUCUCUCUAUUCCCACACCCCCUAUAUAUACACACACACACACAAAUUACACACACAAUCACUCAUAUAUUUAGUGAGAGAGAAAAUGACAGCAGUGGAUUUGCAGUUACCUCCUGGUUUUCGAUUUCAUCCGACGGAUGAGGAGCUAGUGAUGCACUAUCUGUGCCGGAAAUGUGCGUCGCAGCAGAUUUCUGUGCCCAUUAUUGCAGAAGUUGAUCUCUACAAGUAUGACCCAUGGGAUCUUCCAAAUUUGGCCUUGUAUGGAGAGAAAGAGUGGUACUUCUUUUCGCCUCGGGACCGGAAGUACCCGAACGGUUCGAGGCCUAACCGGGCGGCCGGGAGUGGUUAUUGGAAGGCGACGGGUGCCGAUAAGCCGAUCGGGAACCCGAAAGCGGUCGGAAUUAAAAAGGCGUUGGUGUUCUACGCCGGAAAAGCGCCCAAGGGACAGAAAACCAAUUGGAUUAUGCAUGAGUACAGACUUGCCGAUGUGGACCGCUCGGCUCGCAAAAAUAACAACAGCUUAAGGGUAAGGUUGGAUGAUUGGGUGUUAUGUCGCCUAUACAACAAAAAAGGGUCCAUGGAUAAGCAAAACAUCAGUAGCAGCCGGAAAGUGGUGAGCAACUACUCGGAAAUUGAGGAAAAGAAGCCGGAGGUUUUGACCCACCUCGGCCCUAAAGCUGGUGGGUUACCUCCGGCGGUGGCGCACAAUGAGUUCAUGUACCUCGACACAUCGGAUUCGGCCCCGAGGCUGCACACGGACUCGAGCUGCUCGGAGCACGUGGUGUCGCCGGAGUUCACGUGCGAGAAGGAGGUGCAGAGCGAGCCGAAGCUGAAUGAGUGGGACAAAGCUGCCCUUGAUUUCCCGUUUAAUUACAUGGAUGCCACAAUGGACAACACUUUGUUCGCUUCUCAGUUCCAGAAUAAUCAGAUGUCGCCGUUGCAGGACAUGUUCAUGUACCUGCAGAAGCCGUUCUAAAGUGGUCCCACCAGAAGAAAUAUUUAUAUAUUUUUUGAUCGGUGCACUGGAUGCUCACACGUGACACAGGAGACUGAAUGGUCUGUGAGUGUGAAUCCUUGAGGGCAUUUUUGGGGACUUGUGAUGGUUUAGACCUAGAACAGAUGGAUAGUUUUGGGUAGUGACCCAAAUGGUGGUUAGUUCUGGCUGUGCUAAUACAAUGCUGUUUAUAUAUGUAACUGGUACAUAUGAUGAUUUUGGGAAGGUUAGGGUGGGGUUUAUAAUAUUUUCAUGUAUUUUGGUUUUAUUAUCAAAGGUUAAUGAUGUUUUAUCUA
Messenger RNA from Cornus florida, 1343 nucleotides. RefSeq names its product NAC domain-containing protein 2-like. Lineage: Eukaryota; Viridiplantae; Streptophyta; Magnoliopsida; Cornales; Cornaceae. The record is from RefSeq and is a predicted model, not a curated record. The transcript has 3 exons. Bases 139 to 1029 code for a protein of 296 amino acids. Gene Ontology annotation, molecular function: DNA binding. Gene Ontology annotation, biological process: regulation of DNA-templated transcription.